AAAAAACAUNGAUGAGUUAUAUUGGUGUGGGUGUGAGUCCAGGUAAUGUUCCGGUGUACCACGGGAGCAGCUUAAAGGUUGUGGACAGGAGAGUGAGGGUAGCAGAAUUGGUGUUGAGAUGUGUUAUUUGUGUUUUAGCCAUUCUUUGUGCUGUGUUAAUUGCCACUGAUACUCAGGUUAAGGAAAUUUUCACUAUUCAGAAAAAGGCCAUGUUUACAGACAUGAAAGCCCUUGUUUUCUUGGUAAUAUCCAAUGGGUUAGUUGCCGCCUAUUCACUGGCCCAAGUCUUGAGGUGUGUUAUGAAUAUGAUGAGAGGAAGUGUGCUCUUCAAUAAGCCCUUGGCUUGGGCCAUUUUCUCAGGUGAUCAGGUGAUGGCCUACUUGACCCUGGCUGCAGUGGGGGCCGCGGCCCAAUCAGCUGUCUUGGCCAAGUUCGGCCAGAACGAGCUGCAAUGGAUGAAGAUAUGUGAUAUGUACGGCAAAUUCUGCAAUCAAAUCGGGGAAGGCAUAGCGACUGGGCUCCUCAUGAGCCUCUCGAUGGUCGUAUUAUCGGCUAUUUCGGCAUUCGGCCUCUUUCGUCUGUACGGAGAAAACAAAUCGAAGUUCGUCGGAAGGUUGUGAAAAUCGGGUGCUAGGUUAAAUUUGUCUCCAUGUAUGUGAAAGAUAUGGUUCAUUUGGAAGUGUAAUAAAGAGAAUGGAUGUUUUCUUUUGGUUGUGUGUUUUGGUGGAAUAUAAAUAAGAAUAUGUGUCCAAAGAUUUGGUGCAUACUUUGGACAUUUGAUCAAGAAGAUUGGCACUACAAGUGUUUUCCAUACUAUGGCUAUCCAUGUUUUUAUCAUUUUUAUUGAGAAUGUUCAUUUUCUUUUUUGUUAAUCUUCAUUAUCUUAAGCAUGAUGUUGAGUGAGUUUUCCCAA
Molecule: messenger RNA, 913 nt
Organism: Striga asiatica
Lineage: Eukaryota; Viridiplantae; Streptophyta; Magnoliopsida; Lamiales; Orobanchaceae
Source: the annotation of a GenBank genome assembly